AUGACCCGUCCCAAGGUCCCCGAAGACAAGCGUCAACGGACCGCCCAAGCUUGCGACACUUGUAAGCGCCGGAAGCAGAAAGUAAGCACCUGUCUCUUCUACGUCCCUGUCUCCCCCCCGCGAAGCUUGCCCGAAACCCAAACGAUGCUAUCGCCAUUGUCCCUUUUCCCUUAUUAG
Colletotrichum truncatum is the source of this 177-nucleotide messenger RNA. RefSeq lists its product as uncharacterized. Gene Ontology annotation, biological process: regulation of DNA-templated transcription. Gene Ontology annotation, molecular function: DNA-binding transcription factor activity, RNA polymerase II-specific; zinc ion binding. NCBI's taxonomy places the organism in Eukaryota, Fungi, Ascomycota, Sordariomycetes, Glomerellales, Glomerellaceae. The record is from RefSeq and is a predicted model, not a curated record.